Molecule: messenger RNA, 444 nt
Organism: Gavia stellata (red-throated loon)
Lineage: Eukaryota; Metazoa; Chordata; Aves; Gaviiformes; Gaviidae
Product: E3 ubiquitin-protein ligase RBBP6-like
Exons: 6
Coding region: 1-444 (147 amino acids)
Biological process (GO): protein ubiquitination; ubiquitin-dependent protein catabolic process; mRNA processing
Cellular component (GO): nucleus
Molecular function (GO): zinc ion binding; ubiquitin protein ligase activity
Source: RefSeq, a predicted model, not a curated record
AUGUCUUGUGUCCACUACAAGUUCUUCUCCAAGUUGAGCUAUGACACAGUCACCUUUGGCGGCCUCCACAUCUCCCUGUGCGACCUCAAGCGCCGGAUCAUGGGCCGUGAAAAGCUGAAGGCGGCCAACUGCGACCUGCAGAUCACCAACGCCCAGACCAAAGAAGAAUACACAGAUGAUCAUGCCCUGAUUCCUAAGAACUCAUCGGUAAUUGUUAGAAGAAUCCCUGUGGGAGGAGUUAAAGCUACCAGCAAAACCUUUGUUCUAAGUCGAACUGAGCCAGUGAGUGGAACACCAAAAGCGAUUGAUGACUCUUCCGCACCGAUUCCUCUGGCCCAGCUUAUUAAGACCACCAAUCUGGCUGAAGCCAAUGCUUCCGAAGAAGACAAGAUAAAAGCUAUGAUGAUGCAGUCUUGCUGUGGAUAUGAUCCAACCAGGUCAUAG